Messenger RNA from Ananas comosus (pineapple), 1969 nucleotides. RefSeq names its product probable polyol transporter 4. Gene Ontology annotation, cellular component: membrane. Gene Ontology annotation, molecular function: carbohydrate transmembrane transporter activity. Lineage: Eukaryota; Viridiplantae; Streptophyta; Magnoliopsida; Poales; Bromeliaceae. The transcript is spliced from 2 exons. The record is from RefSeq and is a predicted model, not a curated record. Gene Ontology annotation, biological process: transmembrane transport. The coding region runs from base 125 to 1735 and encodes 536 amino acids.
CCUUUGUCGUCUCCUUUCUCGGCGCCUUCCUCUUCCGAUUCCCACCCCUCCAUAGUCUCCUCUCUCUCUCUCUCUCUCUCUCUCUCUCUCUCUCUCUCUCUAGAGCGGAGUUGGAGCGAGAGAGAUGGAGACGGUGGAUCCGAGGACGAUGGGGAACGGGGUCUCGAGGAUCGCUGGAUUGGGAGGUAAGGGGAAGUAUAGAAGAAUGGAUGCGCCCAUCGCAGAAGAAGAAGAAGAGAUCGACGAAGGAGGAGGAGGAGCGGGAGCUAUGGCGAAGGGGAUGCGUACAAGCGAGAGUAGGAGAUACGUGUUCGCUUGCGCCGUGUUCGCCUCUCUCAACUCGGUUCUUCUCGGUUAUGAUGUCGGUGUUAUGAGUGGCUGCAUUCUUUUCAUUCAGCGCGAUCUGCACAUAACAGAAGUACAACAAGAAGUCUUAGUUGGUAUUUUAAGUUUUAUUUCUCUUUUGGGUAGCUUAGCUGGAGGAAGAACCGCCGAUGCUCUUGGGCGAAAAUGGACCAUCGGAUUAGCUGCCAUUGUUUUCCAAAUCGGCGCUGCUGUAAUGACUUUCGCUCCCUCUUUUCUAGUACUAAUGAUAGGCAGAUUGUUAGCAGGAAUCGGAAUAGGGUUCGGAGUUAUGAUCGCCCCAGUAUACAUUGCGGAGAUAUCCCCCGCUGUUGCCCGUGGCUCUUUUACUUCUUUUCCUGAGAUCUUCAUAAAUCUUGGUAUCCUUCUCGGCUACGUUUCAAAUUACGCAUUUUCAGGCCUCUCGGAACACAUAAAUUGGAGAGUUAUGCUUGCUGUAGGAAUCGUCCCUUCAGUUUUCAUUGCCUUUGCGCUGUUCGCGAUUCCAGAGUCUCCUAGGUGGCUGGUUAUGCAAAAAAGGGUCGAAGAAGCACGAGAAGUGCUUCUGAAGAUAAGUGAUAAUGAGGAAGAAGUUAAAUUGAGGCUGGCUGAGAUAGAGGAAGCAGCUGGACUUACAAAUGCCGAAAAGUAUGACGGAAAGAGUGUGUGGAAAGAGAUCCUUAGGCCUUCGCCUGUUCUUGGUCGAAUGCUAAUUACCGGGUUAGGCAUUCAGUGCUUCCAACAAAUAACAGGUAUCGAUGCUUCUGUUUAUUACAGUCCGACCAUAUUCAGAGACGCGGGGAUUAAAUCCGAUUCACAGCUUCUUGCCGCAACUGUUGCGGUUGGCUUUACUAAAACUGUUUUCAUCUUGGUUGCGAUCGUUCUAAUUGAUAGAGUUGGUAGGAAGCCAUUAUUGUACAUUAGCACGGUCGGCAUGACCAUCUGUUUGUUUGGAUUGAGCCUCUCUCUCACUUUGCUAGAGCACGAAUUGGUCUCGAGAGGAGUUGGAAUUGGGAUUGCGGUACUGGCAGUUUGUGGGAAUGUAGCAUUCUUCUCAGUUGGUAUUGGUCCGAUUUGCUGGGUGGUGACUUCGGAAAUCUAUCCUCUUAAGGUUAGGGCUCAAGCAGCGGGUCUUGGAGCCGUAGGGAAUAGGGUUAGCAGCGGCUUAGUUGCAAUGUCCUUUUUAUCGAUAUCCCAUGCCAUUUCCGUGGCGGGAACUUUCUUUAUCUUCUCGGUCCUCUCGGCUCUUUCUGUGAUAUUUGUAUACAUGUUUGUUCCUGAAACAAAAGGGAAGUCCUUGGAAGAGAUUGAGAUGUUAUUUGGAAACGAAAGGGAAUGGCAAGGAGGAGAAUUGGAGCUUGGUGAUGUGGAGCAUCUGGUACAGAAGGAAUAACCUGGAUUAUUGCGGGUUAUUUUCCUCUGCGACUCGACAAAUUUUUUUCCAUGGAGGUGCGAAAUUGUUCCAUCUCAUUAGGAUACACCAUGGUCAAUUUUUUUCGUACUAUGAAGCAACCUUACUGCUUGUGUACUCUUUGAGGCCAUGAAAUAUACAUAGUUUCAUGUGUAACCAUCAUCUAUUCAGGAUUUAAGAUCCGUGAGAAAUACACGCAAAUAAUUUAAAUGAAAA